Molecule: messenger RNA, 1899 nt
Organism: Diaporthe batatas
Lineage: Eukaryota; Fungi; Ascomycota; Sordariomycetes; Diaporthales; Diaporthaceae
Exons: 1
Coding region: 1-1899 (632 amino acids)
Biological process (GO): protein import into peroxisome matrix, docking
Cellular component (GO): peroxisomal membrane; cytosol
Molecular function (GO): protein binding
Source: RefSeq, a predicted model, not a curated record
AUGUCCUUCCUCGCAGGAGGAGCCGAGUGCUCGACCUCGAACCCCAUCGGCCAGCUCAACAAGCAUGCUCAGCAGGACAACAGCCUGCAGCGGGACCGCUUCGUCAACAAUGCGCCCGGCGGCUCUGCCCAGGGCUUCCGGACCAGCGCCGGCCCGAGCACUCCGGCUCUUGAUGGCCAGAUGAACGCCUUCAUGCAGCAGAAUCCUAACAUGCCGGAGAUGGCAUUUGACCGGUUACAGAGGCCAGGGCCCGCCGGCGGGCAGAUACAGAUCGACCCUCCUCACCAGGGCGUCCACCUUCGGGCACAGUCUGCGUCGCCGUCGUUCUCGCCCUCCUUCUCCCCGGACGAGUUUGCAAAGUUCCAGCAGGCAAACCGCUCCAUCGCCCACAGGUCAAGCCCCGCGCCGCAACAGCAGUCGAUGGCAGUCUCGACAUACCAACGGCCGAUGAUGGGUGGUGGCAUCUACAGCCCCAUGUCCUCCAUGGGGAUGAUGCAACCGCCUGGCAUGUAUGGAGGCAUGUCCAUGUACUCCCAGCAGGCCCCAGUGCAGGCCGACGCCAAGGGAAAAGGAAAGGCGGUCGAGACCGAGGAGUCAACGCAAGAGCUACAGAAGAAAUUCGAGGAGCAGUUCAACCUCCACGAGGAUACCGAGGAAGGCGUCGAGGAAAUAGAGCGCGAGCUGAACACAAUGGACGAAAAGCUGAUGGAGUCCGAGACCGGGUUCGGCGACUUCGAGUCGAUAUGGAAAGGCAUCCAAGACAACGAGGCGGCCAUGCGAGACAUGCCGGAGCAGGACCUCGAUAUUAAAUGGGGCGACGGCUUAGACUCCUGGAACCCGUCCCGAGGCAUGUCCGCAGACCCUCUCAUCGAGGACUACUUGUUCGAGGAGGAUAACCUUUUCAAAGACCAGGCGAACCCCUUCGAAGAGGGCGUACGGAUCAUGGACGAGGGCGGCAACCUCUCCUUGGCCGCCCUGGCUUUCGAAGCCGCGGUUCAAAAGGACGCGUCUCACAUCGAGGCCUGGGCUCGAUUAGGUGCAGCACAAUCGCAGAACGAGAAGGAGGACGCCGCCCUCCGGGCGUACCAACGCGUCCUACAGCUUGACCCCAACAAUCUCGACGCCCUCAUGGGCCUCGCGGUGUCAUACACUAAUGAGGGCUAUGACAGCACAGCUUACCGCACGCUAGAGCGCUGGCUCUCGGUCAAGUACCCACAGGUGAUCUCUCCAGACAAGCUGUCUGACCCCGCAGACAUGGGGUUCACGGACCGCGCAGACCUGCAUUCCAAGGUGACCGACCUGUUUAUACAGGCGGCCCAGCACGCCCCCGACGGCGAGCACAUGGACCCAGAUGUCCAGGUGGGGCUGGGCGUGCUUUUCUACGGCAGCGAGGACUUUGAAAAGGCGGUCGACUGCUUCGAAGCCGCCCUUAGGAGCAGCGAGCUCGGCAUAGCAAACCAGCGAAACCAGCGACACCUCCUCUGGAACCGGCUCGGCGCGACGCUGGCCAACAGCGGGCAGAGCGAGCAGGCCAUUCACGCCUAUGAGCAGGCUCUGGUCCUGCGGCCCAACUUUGUCCGCGCGCGGUACAACCUGGGCGUCAGCUGCAUGAACAUUGGCUGCUAUGAACAGGCCGCCGGCCACCUGCUGUCAGCGCUUGACAUGCACAAGAUGGUGGAGAAGGCCGGGAGGGAGAAGGCCAGGGAGCUGCUCAGCGGGACCGGAGACGGUGGCGACGUCAGCGAGGAGCACCUUGACCGCAUGACGACCCAGAACAGGAGCACCACGCUCUACGACACGCUGCGUAGGGUCUUCACGCUCAUGAGCCGGCGCGACCUGAGCGAGAAGGUCGUCUUCGGGGUCGACCCGGACGUCUUCCGCCCAGAGUUCGAGUUUUAG